AUGGCUUCUACAAACACCUUUUCCGACUUCAAGUUGGCUUCUGAGCUACCAGCUUGGUCUAAACUACAGCAGAUUUACGACAACAAGAGCAAGACCUUGAACGUCAAAGAAGAAUUUGCCAAGGACAGUAAAAGAUUUGCUAAAUGGUCCAAAACCUUCAAGAACUACGAUGGAUCUGAAAUUUUGUUCGAUUUUUCCAAGAACUUGGUUGACGACGAAAUUCUGGCUGCUUUGUUGGAAUUGGCCCAACAGGCCAAGGUGACUGAAUUGAGAGAUGCCAUGUUCAAAGGUGAACACAUCAACUUCACCGAAGACCGUGCUGUUUACCACGUUGCCUUGAGAAACAGAGCCAACAAGCCCAUGUACGUGGACGGCACCAAUGUGGCCCCAGAAGUGGACUCUGUUUUGCAGCACAUGAAAGAAUUCUCCGAACAAGUGCGUUCUGGAGCCUGGAAGGGUUACACCGGAAAGAAAAUCACAGACGUGGUCAACAUCGGUAUCGGUGGCUCGGACCUAGGUCCUGUGAUGGUCACUGAGGCUUUGAAGCACUACGCUGGCGACAUCAAGGCCCACUUCGUGUCUAACAUUGACGGUACCCACAUCGCCGAGACUUUGAAGCUCUGCAACCCUGAAACAACCUUGUUUUUGAUCGCUUCCAAGACUUUCACCACUGCCGAAACCAUCACCAACGCCACCAGUGCCAAAAACUGGUUUUUGGAAAAAACCGGAGGCGACAAAGCCAACAUCGCUAAGCACUUUGCCGCGUUGUCGACCAACGCUCCUGAAGUGGCCAAAUUCGGUAUCGACACCAAAAACAUGUUUGGCUUCGACAGCUGGGUCGGUGGCCGUUACUCUGUGUGGUCUGCCAUCGGUCUCUCCGUGGCUUUGUACAUUGGUUUCGACAACUUUGACGCUUUCUUGAAGGGUGCCGAGGCCGUUGACAAGCACUUUGUCGAGACUCCACUUGAAGAAAACAUUCCACUAUUGGGUGGUUUGUUGUCGGUAUGGUACAACAACUUCUACGGUGCCCAAACCCAUUUGGUGUCUCCCUUCGACCAAUACUUGCACAGAUUCCCUGCCUACUUGCAGCAAUUGUCGAUGGAAUCCAACGGUAAGAGCGUUACUCGCGGAAACGUCUUUUCCAACUACUCCACGGGCUCCAUUCUUUUCGGUGAGCCAGCCACUAACGCCCAGCACUCGUUCUUCCAACUAGUCCACCAAGGUACCAAGAUCAUCCCAUCUGACUUCAUCUUGGCUGCUCAGUCUCACAACCCUAUCGAGAACAACUUGCACCAAAAAAUGUUGGCUUCCAACUUUUUCGCCCAGGCCGAAGCCCUAAUGGUCGGUAAGGACGAAGCCCAGGUCGAAUCCGAAGGUGCCAAGGGUGGUCUCGUUCCACACAAGGUCUUUUCUGGUAACAGACCAACCACUUCUAUCUUGGCUCAGAAGAUCACUCCUGCUGCUUUGGGUGCUUUGAUUGCUUACUACGAGCACUUGACAUUCACUGAAGGUGCUAUCUGGAACAUCAACUCCUUCGACCAGUGGGGUGUUGAGCUAGGUAAGGUCUUGGCCAAGGUCAUCGGUAAGGAACUUGAGGGUUCUGAAAAGAUUAACGACCAUGAUGCCUCCACCAACGGUCUAAUCAACCAAUUCAAGGCCUGGUUGUAA
Messenger RNA from Lachancea sp. 'fantastica', 1668 nucleotides. NCBI's taxonomy places the organism in Eukaryota, Fungi, Ascomycota, Saccharomycetes, Saccharomycetales, Saccharomycetaceae. The record is from the annotation of a GenBank genome assembly.